Messenger RNA from Oncorhynchus masou masou (cherry salmon), 1616 nucleotides. RefSeq names its product peptidylprolyl isomerase (cyclophilin)-like 6 (gene ppil6). Lineage: Eukaryota; Metazoa; Chordata; Actinopteri; Salmoniformes; Salmonidae. The coding region runs from base 517 to 1470 and encodes 317 amino acids. The transcript has 8 exons. Gene Ontology annotation, molecular function: peptidyl-prolyl cis-trans isomerase activity. Gene Ontology annotation, biological process: protein peptidyl-prolyl isomerization. The record is from RefSeq and is a predicted model, not a curated record.
UUCGAGACUCCACGUGUUGUCAUGGAAUUAUGCUAUGUUUAACAACCAAUCAGCAACUCCGUCACAAGGCCAGUACAAGAAGUGAAGUGGAAUGCUAUGCCGCGUUAAAAACAACUGGGAAAUCUCUGAUAUCUGACUUCAGUGCGUUCAAGACAACUGGGAACUCGGAAGAAAAAAAAGACUGGGAAUAAUCUUUUUGAACGGUCAUCCAACUUGGAAUUCCAAGUCUGAAACUCGGGCAUAUUUCUAAACCGCUGACUUUCCAACCUGAAGAUCACAGACGUCAUGAUUUGACCUCGUUUUUCUCGAGAUCCCAGUUGUCUGGAAAGCACCAUUGGCAAAACAGACUACCAGUUACUAAACCGGUCCCCAUGCUAGAGAAGAUGCGGUACUGUCAACAAAAUGCGACGAAAACGUCAUUUUAGCUCGUGACUGCAAUGUUACCAUGGAUACGUAUUGUUUACAAACACCUCUGGGCUGUCAAAUUAUAUUGUAGCCCAAUGGAAAUAGCCAAUCAUGACUUCUGAAGUGUACCUGGAAAUCGUGGGUUUGAUGAAAGAACACCAUUUUCAAAUUGCUAAGAGCAUUGCCGAGGGACUGAAACAGAAGUUUCCCACCUCGUUUUUGGAUCCAACAAUUCGUCCAUUACUCGAAUGUGACUGGCAUGUGUAUCUAACCAAUAAGAAAAGAGAGCUGAAAGGGGAGGUGUGGCAGUUCUCCAGCAACCUAAUGUGUUUCGUGAAUGGUUGUCUCCUUGGCAACGAGAAGGACCUGACCAGCUGGGCUGAGAAGCAGUGGGAGUUUACACUUAUCCGUCCACAUGCACUAUACCUGGCCCUCGCUGACGACUACUACUCUAAACACCUCCACAGCACUGGGCACAUGUUUGUUUACAUGGACAUUUCGAUCCGAGGGGACUCGGUUGGGAGAUUACUGUUUGAGCUGUUUACAGAGCUGUGUCCGAAGACGUGUAAAAACUUCCAGGCUCUGUGUACAGGGGAGGCGGGCCUGUCACAGAGUGACUUAAUCCUGUCCUACAAGGGUUCUGUGUUCCAUCGUGUGGUGCCCAAUGGCUGGAUACAGGGGGGAGAUAUAUCUGCACCAGGCAAAGGCAACGGAGGGGAGUCAAUCUACGGGCCAACUUUUGAAGGUACAGACGCAGGCCUAACAUCAAGUUACUACUCUACAGUGUUAAUACACAUGCCUAGGGAAAUGUAUUCGGAUGAGAGCUUUGCAGUCUCCCACAGUAGGAGGGGCAUCCUGGGAAUGGCCAACCAGGGUCCUCAUAGCAACGGCUCUCAGUUCUACAUCACCCUGCAGCCCGCCCUUUGGAUGGACAGACAAUAUGUGGCUUUCGGUCAAGUGGUUGAAGGCACAGAGCUUCUGAGGAGACUUGAGGAAGUCCCAACCUACAAUGAAAGACCCAAACAAGACUGUAAAGUAGCAGACUGUGGAGUGUUUGAACCCUGACAUAACCUUAACUGCAUAUUUUUAUUAAAACCCAGUUUGACAACUGGUCCAGCUCUAUUUUAUUCUUGGUAUAUUCAGUUAAGCUCAGUAAAUUAAAGCUUUAGUCACUGGGGAAUUGGAUUUGUAAUAAAUAUAUACAGUACCAU